Botrytis deweyae is the source of this 648-nucleotide messenger RNA. RefSeq lists its product as uncharacterized. Lineage: Eukaryota; Fungi; Ascomycota; Leotiomycetes; Helotiales; Sclerotiniaceae. The transcript has 4 exons. The coding region runs from base 1 to 648 and encodes 215 amino acids. The record is from RefSeq and is a predicted model, not a curated record.
AUGCUCCGCACGCGAGCUCUACGAUUUCCAGCUCCGGGAACUGGGUGUGCCGCCGAAGAUCUGGACACGCUGUCCCGAUUCGGAUACGGCGGAAGCGGAAGUGUCAAAGCGGGUGAGGGAAUUUGGGGUGGUUCCCUUACCCCCAGUCCCCACUUCGCCGCUAGCAUCAAUCGUUCGCACUUCUCAAAACACUGGGAAGAAUACGAAGUCGACAUCAACCAACCCGCCAUCCCAUGCAUAUGGUGGGAGAAAAACAUCACCAUCUUGGAAGAUGGAGUGUUGUUGCGAGAAUAUGAGGAUUUGUAUGAGAGAUCGAAGGAAAAGGGUGGUCCGCAAUUCACCCCCUCCACCUUUCUCGCCCAAAUCUUCCACACAAUCAACACCAGCAUCCCCCCUUCAAAAAAGCGAGGUGGCAAAAACAAUCCCCCCAACGACGACAACCACUCCAUCGACAUCUCCGAGCUCUACGAGCGCGGCCGACAAGAUCUCGAGCGCAGUAGACAAGAUCUCGCGCGUUCAAAACGUCGCAGUGCUCACAGCAGAGACGAAGCAGCCACGAAACCGAAAAUGUUGAACUCCGCUGCCGAUCGCAAUCAUGCGGUCCUUCCGAAGCGCGAUCCACCUCCACCAAGUCUACACGUGAAUUAA